AUGGACUUAACCCGACAGCAUCAUGACAGUCUUUACUUUCCUGAUGGAAACAUCAUCCUCGCGACGGACACCAAAUCUACAUUGCCAGUAUCGCAGCCUGUUGAUGGCACCGAGCUUCAGCACGGCGGCGUCUUGCUCUUCCGCGUUCACAUGUCCGUGCUCUCCUUGCACUCCUCGGUCUUCAAGGACAUGUUCGAGUCACUUGGAACGGCCGAUAACGAGAUGCAUGAAGGGGUACCACUGGUCAAGAUGCAGGAUACCGUCUCUGAACUUGAGUGCUUUCUAAAGGCCAUGUAUUGUGGAUUGGAACUACCUGCGGCGCUUGACCCCAACAUGCCCUUCAAAGUUCAAUCAGUCCUCAAGAUGGCGACCAAGUAUCAAGCCGACGCUCUCCGUCUACGUGUCAUUCAACACGUUGAGGCUGACUGGCCGACAGAUUUUUAUGUCUGGGAAAAACUCGACGCUCGUAUUCAAGCGCAAUACUUUCACUGUCUCCGCUCCGCGCGCUGCGAUGUCGACGAUGAUACUCCACCGUACUAUCUUGACGACCACCUGCCUGAGCCGGCAUCUGCUAUUCGGCUCGCGCGCGAGUAUGAUAUCCCCUCUAUCUUGCCCUCUGCAUUCUAUCACCUCGCCUCCCUCAGUAUUCUGGACGAUUGGGACAAGAUGCGUGUUGUUCCGGAGGAUGGGGGUCCCAUAGAGCUGGAGCGCACCCAGCGUACCGCGCGGUGGUCCUUUUUAUCUGCGGAAGACUGGUUGUGUUACCAACGAGGCAAACAUGCGAUGAAUCUGCGUGGAUCAUAUGCAUACGGAACACAUUGUCCAUGCAAUCCACCAUGCAACACACAAAUCAUUCGUGGCAUUCUAGUUACCAUACCGCCUCUAGAAGAGCUAGAUAAUCCUCUACGUCAUAUGUGCGAUAUUGUCGUGCAGUACGAGGAAGGCACAGAUGUCGAUUGCUGCAGAUCGUGCGCGAAUCAGAUGGUGGUUUACAUCGAAGGUGGUAAAGAAGUUCUCUGGGAACAGCUGAAGGGAUGGUUCGAGCUUCCGGAUACUGUAUCUGACGAAUCGAACUCCGAUUCGUCUGCACCUGGAAAUUUUGAACUCGAACGGCGUCUGGUAUUCCGCGUCCAUAAAUCAGUGCUGGCCAUACACUCUCCUGUCUUUAGUGAUAUGCUUGCACUUUCUGCAGACUCCAGCGACGCUGGAAGUAUCGAUGCCGAAUACGACGGAGCUCCUCUCGUGUUCAUGCAUGACACCACUCGUGAUCUGGAAGUGCUGCUCAUGGCGCUAUACCACGGAUUCCAACUCCCGCAUCCCCCUCUCGACCCACGAACUCCCGACUCCGUCACGCCCAUCCUCUCAAUGUCCUCAAAAUACCAAGUGGACCACAUCCGCAACACCAUAAUCGAGCGUCUCGAGUCCGACUGGCCACAGUCUCUUUUCGAAUGGGACCUCCUCGAGAAACGCAUAAAGUCCGUACGCGAUAUGUACGACGCCCUGAAAUGGAGGACGCCACCUGAAGCCGACUCAAGCAAUAGUGAAGGCGAAGUAUUCAUCAUCCGGCAUCACUUCCCCGAACCAUGUUCCGCCAUCCGCCUCGCCAAGCAAUACGAUAUCCCGAGCAUCUUACCCAGCGCGUUCUACCGUCUUGCUUGUAUAUACCUGAACAAUGACUGGCAUCGGCCGAAGACGGACGAGGAGCAACGGCGUUGGAGAAAAGAAUUCCUUCAUCGUUCGGAUCUACUCACCGUGUCCGACAUGGCAACAGUUAUCCGCGGCGUUGAAGCGCUUAAACAACAUCGUACCCUUCAAAUACCUUUCGAGCAUACGGAUCAUGAGGCGGAGACGUGUAAGGCGGAGAGGUUCCUCGAACAUAUGAAUACGGUCCGAGGGAAUAGGAUUGGUACUGGAAAGGGGUUGCUCAAGACGGAUAUUCUUGGAGCGUUCGCCUAUUUCUCGGAGGAUCUGGCGAAGACGAAAGUGAGAGGGAAGAUAGCUGCAUCUUGUACGACUAAGAUACAAGGGGAGAUCAGUAAGAGAAGAAAGGAAAUUUGGGAUGCGUUGCCCGAGUAUUUCAGGAUGAGGCAGAAAGAGACUUGGGAUAUGUUGCCCAGGUAUCUUAGGGAAUCAUGCUAUAAAGGGCAGUCAUCGGAGCCUCUUGAGACUCGACAACUGAGCGUUCAUGAUAUGGACCGACUGCGAAUUAACGAAGCUGUUGACUUCCUUGAUGCGCCAAGACAUGGUGUUUUUGCAGUCUACCGGUUGAACAACUCUGACUAACCAUCGUUAUACGAAACCAGCAUCAAUGUGGCAGGGCAUGAACGUAUCAGUACAGUGUAACAUAACCAUACAAUAACAAUCAGAAGAUGCGAGACGCCCUAGGGCUAGAUAUAAACCCACUGCUACCCUUCACGCACUCGUGUCCAUCGCCUCCUGCCCCUGCCUCAACAUUUCCAUGCUCCUCCCAAUCCCCGCCGUAUCCUCCCCCAUUUGCUCCAAAAAUCCUUUCACAUCAUCAAUAUCGCCUACUCCCGCCCCCAUAUCUUCAAUUUUCGCCCUUGCACCACCUGCACCGCCCUCCUUCGCCAUCUCCUCCCUCUCUCUCUCCACCAGUUGACCCACCGCCCAACUCAGAUACCCCACCUUCCCUCGCUCCCACUCUCGUUUACCGGCGUCGGGAACGGGUACAUUCGUGUUGUUGAGGUCGAUGGGAGGGAGGGAAGACAUCUUGUUGUAGAGUCUGAGGGUUUCGGGUGGGAGGGAGCGGAGGGAUUGGAGGGUGUGGGGAGGGUAGAUGGCUUGUAGACGUUCGCGACGGGUGGUAGCACGUUUAGCUUGAAAGCGUGCGGCACGGAGAGCACGGGUAUAUAAGCGUGUUACGCGCUUUUGGUUCUCGAUCUUCCGUCUCAGCUCCUCAAUCUCCCCCAGUAACUCUAGUUCCCUCCCGGGUUCUCUCUCCCCUAGUUCUAAGUCCAAGCCUUCAUGAUGCGGCGCCACAAUCUCCAACUCGGGCGGAAUCGCAAAGAUAUUCCGCAAGCUCCACGUCUCAAAGAAGUCAAACGCGACGUCCGUAUGAUACUCCAACAUCGUCUGAAACCUGACUAGUCCCUGCUCCAGCUCGACCGUGCCAUCCCAGUCCGCCGAUCCGUUGGAAGAAGCGGACGGAGAAUUUGGGUUGUUAGGGUUUGAGUGGGCAGCUUGGUGUGCUAGGUCGCGUUCUUCGUACCACCGUGUAAUAAAUGUUUCGACAGCUUCGACACAGCUUAGGACUUGUUGGUUCGCAGCGUUGAUGAUGCCGUCGAGGAUAAAGUGUGGCGAAAAGCCGAGUAGUUCUGGGAGGAGUAUAGAUGGAACUGUGGCGGCUGAAUUGAGAGGAUUCGGAGCGGGCGCCAUGAUGUGUUCUCCCUUGUAUUAAU
This is a messenger RNA of Stereum hirsutum FP-91666 SS1, 3419 nucleotides long. RefSeq lists its product as uncharacterized. The record is from RefSeq and is a predicted model, not a curated record. Gene Ontology annotation, molecular function: ubiquitin protein ligase binding. Lineage: Eukaryota; Fungi; Basidiomycota; Agaricomycetes; Russulales; Stereaceae. Gene Ontology annotation, cellular component: nucleus; cytoplasm. The transcript is spliced from 7 exons. The coding region runs from base 1 to 2283 and encodes 760 amino acids. Gene Ontology annotation, biological process: proteasome-mediated ubiquitin-dependent protein catabolic process; regulation of proteolysis.